This is a messenger RNA of Mucor velutinosus, 321 nucleotides long. RefSeq lists its product as uncharacterized. Bases 1 to 321 code for a protein of 106 amino acids. The record is from RefSeq and is a predicted model, not a curated record. The transcript is spliced from 3 exons. NCBI's taxonomy places the organism in Eukaryota, Fungi, Mucoromycota, Mucoromycetes, Mucorales, Mucoraceae.
AUGUCAACUAGGGGUCUUUUCGAUAAGUUUCAAGAUGAUAACAACAAGCUCGAACAAACUCCUCAUGAGCACAAGGGUCAUUUGAGCCACGAGCUCAUUGCUGGUGCUGCUUCCUACGAGGCUGUCAAGGCUUACAACGAACAUUGCGAAAGAAAUGGCAAGCCUAAUGACCACGCUACCGCCAUGCAAUUGUUUGCUGCCUUUGCCGCUGCUGGUGUUGACAAGUUGGUUGAAACCAAGGGUCUCGACUUCAUUGACAAGCAAAAGGCCAAGCGCCAUGCUGAAGAGCAAGUCAAGGAGUACUACAACAACGAACAUUAA